Messenger RNA from Cucurbita maxima (winter squash), 1873 nucleotides. Its product is annotated as phosphomethylethanolamine N-methyltransferase-like. Lineage: Eukaryota; Viridiplantae; Streptophyta; Magnoliopsida; Cucurbitales; Cucurbitaceae. The coding region runs from base 120 to 1694 and encodes 524 amino acids. The transcript has 10 exons. The record is from RefSeq and is a predicted model, not a curated record. Gene Ontology annotation, molecular function: phosphoethanolamine N-methyltransferase activity. Gene Ontology annotation, biological process: phosphatidylcholine biosynthetic process.
GGGUGCGGUGGGGAUAGAAAUGGCCAUCUUCCUCUAUAAAAAGCUGCAUGAAUUGCAAUCCUAAUGUCUUACCAUUUCAACUCAAAGCCAUUACUGAAAUCUCCUGCCCUGCGGUUUGAAUGGCUACUCCAGCUACCAAUGGCGAAGAGCGAUUGAUUCAGAAGAAGUAUUGGAUGGAACAUUCAGCCGGACUUACGUUGGAAGGCAUGCUGCUCGAUUCCAACGCUUCCGAUCUCGAUAAAGAAGAAAGGCCUGAAGUGCUCUCUCUGCUUCCGCCGCACGAAGGAAAAUCGGUGCUGGAACUUGGAGCCGGCAUUGGCCGUUUCACAGGCGAUUUGGCGGAGAAGGCCGGCCAGGUUAUUGCUCUGGACUUCAUCGAGGGCGUGAUCAAGAAGAAUGAAAGCAUUAAUGGACACCAUAAAAACGUCAAGUUCAUGUGCGCUGAUGUAACUUCUCCAGAGCUCAAAGUUUCUGAAAAUUCAGUCGAUUUAAUCUUCUCGAAUUGGCUGCUCAUGUAUUUAUCUGAUAAAGAGGUGAAGAAUCUGGCAGAAAGAAUGGUAAAAUGGUUGAAAGUUGGGGGUUAUAUUUUCUUUAGGGAGUCCUGUUUCCAUCAAUCCGGGGACUGUAAACGAAAAUACAACCCCACCCACUACCGAGAACCAAGAUUCUACACGAAGGUGUUCAAGGAAUGCCAUAUGCAAGAUGAAGGUGGAGAUUGCUAUGAGCUCUCCCUCGUUGGCUACAAAUGUAUCGGAGCUUACGCCAGGAACAAGAAGAAUCAGAAUCAGGUUCUAAAUCAUCUCUAUUUUGUUUCUUCAUUUGCCAAUUCGCAAGCCUUGAACCAGAAGAAUCAAAUCUGUUUGUGGGUUUUUCAGAUCUGCUGGAUAUGGCAGAAGCAGAAGAGUUCCAACGACGAUCGAGGAUUCCAGCGCUUCCUAGACACAGUUCAGUACAAGUGCAGCGGUAUUCUCCGCUACGAGCGCGUCUUCGGACCAGGCUUCGUUAGCACCGGCGGGAUCGAGACGACGAAAGAAUUUGUAGGGAAACUGGACCUUAAACCAGGGCAGAGGGUUCUGGAUGUUGGCUGUGGAAUUGGGGGAGGAGACUUUUACAUGGCGGAGAAUUUCGAUGUCGAGGUCGUCGGAAUAGACCUCUCCAUUAACAUGAUAUCUCUUGCUUUAGAACGUGCUAUUGGACUCAAAUGCGCUGUUGAAUUUGAAGUGGCCGAUUGUACCAAGAAAGUUUACCCAGACAACGCAUUUGAUGUUAUUUACAGCAGAGACACCAUUUUACAUAUUCAAGACAAACCAGCGCUGUUUAGGUCAUUUUACAAAUGGGUGAAGCCUGGGGGAAAGAUUCUGAUAACUGAUUACUGCAAAAGUAGUGGCGCUCCUUCCCCUGCGUUUGCAGAGUACAUCAAGCAGAGAGGAUAUGAUUUGCACGACGUCAAAUCUUACGGCCAGAUGCUUGAGGAAGCUGGUUUCAAGGACGUGGUAGCCGAGGACCGAACCGAUCAGUUCAUGAGUGUUCUUCAAAGGGAACUGGACGCUGUUGAAAAAGAAAAGGAUGCAUUCAUCCAUGAUUUCUCCGAGGAAGAUUAUAAUGAUAUUGUUGGAGGGUGGAAGGCAAAGUUGGAGAGGUGUUGGUGUGGUGAGCAGAAAUGGGGAUUGUUCAUUGCUCAUAAACCCAAAUGAGCAGCAGCUGCCUUUAUUAUUGUAAUUACUUUGUUAUUCGGCAACUCUUGUCUAUUCCUUGAGUGGAUUGGGAUUAAACGUUAAUAAAUGUUUUAUCCACUCAUUUAUUAAGGAAAAUAGUAAUAAAAAUAAUCAAAUAUUGUCCUACUUGAUGUCUACAUUGUUUUAUGUCAUUUAAA